Molecule: messenger RNA, 594 nt
Organism: Lodderomyces pseudojiufengensis
Lineage: Eukaryota; Fungi; Ascomycota; Pichiomycetes; Serinales; Debaryomycetaceae
Product: H(+)-transporting V0 sector ATPase subunit c''
Exons: 1
Coding region: 1-594 (197 amino acids)
Biological process (GO): proton transmembrane transport
Cellular component (GO): proton-transporting V-type ATPase, V0 domain
Molecular function (GO): proton-transporting ATPase activity, rotational mechanism
Source: RefSeq, a predicted model, not a curated record
AUGUCAUAUAUCACAUCAUCAAUAGUAAUAACAUCGCUAUUAACAGUGGGUGGAUAUAUGUUAUUCACUGGAGCUGGUGAAUCAUUUAAUAUUGGUGAAUUUUUAGAAAGCACAUCACCUUAUAUGUGGGCAUCAUUAGGUAUAGCAUCAUGUAUAGGGUUUUCAGUAGUAGGGGCAGCUUGGGGUAUAUUUAUAACUGGUACUUCAAUUAUAGGGGCUGGUGUAAAAGCUCCAAGAAUUACUACAAAAAAUUUAAUUUCCAUUAUCUUUUGUGAAGUUGUUGCUAUUUAUGGUUUAAUCAUGGCAAUUGUUUUUAGUGCAAAACUCACUAGUGUCAGUUCAGAAGUACUAUAUACUAAGGAGAAUCUUUAUACUGGUUAUUCAUUAUUUUGGGCAGGCUUGACGGUUGGAGUUUCAAAUUUGAUAUGUGGUAUUGCAGUUGGUGUAACUGGUUCGACUGCGGCUAUAUCAGAUGCAGCCGAUAGUUCAUUAUUCGUAAAGAUAUUGGUUGUGGAGAUUUUUGGAUCUGUAUUGGGAUUAUUUGGGUUAAUUGUUGGUUUGUUAAUGACAGGUAAAGCUCAAGAAUUUAGCUGA